Messenger RNA from Marasmius oreades (fairy-ring Marasmius), 636 nucleotides. RefSeq lists its product as uncharacterized. The record is from RefSeq and is a predicted model, not a curated record. Gene Ontology annotation, biological process: proteasome regulatory particle assembly. Gene Ontology annotation, cellular component: cytoplasm; nucleus. The transcript is spliced from 4 exons. Bases 1 to 636 code for a protein of 211 amino acids. Gene Ontology annotation, molecular function: protein binding. NCBI's taxonomy places the organism in Eukaryota, Fungi, Basidiomycota, Agaricomycetes, Agaricales, Marasmiaceae.
AUGGGAUUCAUUCUACCAUCCCCCGAUAGUCCCGCGGAAAGGGUCCGUACUCUCAUGGUGAAGAAACAAAACAUCGAAACGGAGCUCGACACCCAUCUGUCUGUCCUGAAAGCCAACGAUUGUACUCUUCGAUCUCCUCUUGUGGAUAAGGACGGAUUUCCGCGAGCAGACAUUGAUAUCUUUGCAGUCAGAGGAGCCCGCGUUCGGAUAAUCGAACUUCGAAACGACCUCGAAGCACUCACGAACGAGAUUGGAAAAGCUUUAGAGGAAGUUUACGAUCCAUCAUUAACAGCAGGAAACAAAAGCGAUACGGAAGCAGCUGCCAGUUCAAGUUUUAUUGACUCUCCUCUAAAACCUUUCGCUAGAGUUGAUGGUGUGGCGCCGGGGAGUCCUGCAGCAGAAGCGGGCCUGGAGCGCGAGGAUCUUUUACUGAAGUUUGGCUCCCUUGUUCAUACAUCGUUCACCUCAGCGUCACUCCAACCGCUCGCAGAAGUGGUCGCAGCCAACGAGAAUCAAAGUAUAUCGAUAAAGGUCCUCCGAGACGGAAGGACCGCCUUUUUGAGCCUUGUACCAAAGAAGGGUUGGGGAGGCCGAGGAAUGCUCGGGUGUCAUAUCGUUCCAUACUCGGCUUCAUAG